This is a messenger RNA of Aspergillus wentii DTO 134E9, 2136 nucleotides long. Its product is annotated as putative GTP binding protein (GTPBP1). Bases 1 to 2136 code for a protein of 711 amino acids. The record is from RefSeq and is a predicted model, not a curated record. Gene Ontology annotation, molecular function: GTPase activity; RNA binding; translation elongation factor activity. Gene Ontology annotation, biological process: mRNA splicing, via spliceosome; translational elongation. The transcript is spliced from 6 exons. Lineage: Eukaryota; Fungi; Ascomycota; Eurotiomycetes; Eurotiales; Aspergillaceae.
AUGGCCGACACAGAGGAUGCGGGCGCAUCGUCCGUCGCGGAACCUUUAGAUCUGGUGCGCCUGUCGCUCGAUGAAAUGGUCUUUGUGAAGCUGCGCGGUGAUCGCGAAUUGCGAGGUCGCCUCCAUGCAUACGACAGUCACUGCAACGUUGUGCUGGGGGAGGUGGAGGAGACUAUUUACGUGGUAGAGGAUGAUGAGAACGGUGAAGAGACCAUCCGGACAAUCAAGAAGCAGGAGGAAAUGCUGUUCGUCCGAGCAAUAAUGCCACCAGUUGGUCCUAAAUCGACGCUCGACGAGCGCCGAAGGGGUGAAGUGGCUCUCAGUGAGUUCGCGGAGUGGGCGGAGAAGCAGCAAAGCCAUCGAUCUGCACAGGUCGCACCCAGCGACAGCGGCUACUCGACUGCCAGUGUGUCCCGAGUCAACGAAGACCAUGCCGAAUUGGACAUCCUCGACCAGCUUUCGCUGUCCGACGCUCCUAAAACUGCCAAGUUGAAGGACUUAUUACUGAAUACGGGCGACCAGACGGAUGAUAGUCUACAGCAGCUGGCUGGUCUUUUGCAACUCCGAAUUGAUGAGGGACAUGGAGAAACCGUCUUUGACCUUGGACUCGAGGAUGGCGGCGAACCGAUGGGAUUUGACCUCGCUCAAUGGAAUACGGCUUUGCACCGCACACGAGAGGCCGCGGAGACUCUUCCAGCGCACUGUCGCAUCCUCCUCACCUACAAUGUAGGUGGGCCGGAAGAGUCGCCGACCAAGAAUAGCCGAAUGAAAGAUGCAUGGGGAAAGAUUCUUAUCCGACAGCCAGCAGACACAGUCGAGGAAAUGGCUGAGCUUCGCGUCGCAGUUGUUGGAAAUGUGGAUGCUGGAAAGAGUACCAUGCUUGGGGUUCUGGUCAAAGGAAACCUGGAUGACGGGCGUGGCAAGGCUCGACUCAACCUAUUCCGUCAUAAGCACGAGGUUGAGAGCGGACGGACUAGCUCUGUCGGGUUGGAGAUUAUGGGCUUUGACAGCCAUGGUGAGAUCGUCAGCAGUGCUCAAGGCCGUAAGAUGUCUUGGGAAGAUAUUGGGAGAAAAUCCGCCAAAGUAAUCUCUUUCUCCGACUUGGCUGGCCAUGAACGUUACUUACGGACUACUGUCUUUGGCAUGCUAAGCAGCAGCCCUAACUACUGUCUACUGAUGGUUGCAGCUAACAACGGUCUAAUCGGAAUGAGCAAAGAGCACUUGGGCAUUGCAUUGGCUCUGAAUGUGCCCGUCAUGGUCAUCGUCACUAAAAUCGAUAUCUGUCCUCCUCAAAUUCUACAGGAGACGCUUAGCCAGUUGAACAAGAUUCUCAAAUCACCUGGGGCUCGUAAGAUUCCCGUUUUUGUGAAAGACAUGGAUGAAACUAUCAACACGGCUGCGCAGUUUGUCAGUCAACGGAUCUGCCCUAUUUUCCAGGUAUCCAAUGUCACCGGACAGAACUUGGACUUGGUGCGGACGUUCCUGAAUAUUCUCCCUCACCGUGGCCAGUAUAACCCAGAUGCGCCUUUUGAGUUAUUGAUUAACGACACAUUCUCUGUGCCUCACGUGGGUACGGUGGUGUCAGGGGUGGCCAAGUCCGGGGUUAUCCAUGCUGGUGACACGGUGCUGGUGGGCCCUGACUCUCUCGGUCAGUUCACGACGACAACCAUCAAGUCUAUUGAGCGCAAGCGCAUUCCGGUGAACGCCUGCUUUGCGGGGCAGUCUGGCUCCUUUGCCCUGAAACGGGUCCGACGAAAGGAGGUGCGCAAGGGAAUGGUUGUGCUGAAGAAGCUCGAGCAGGCCCCUAAGGUUUACCGAGAAUUUGUUGCUGAGGUUCUCAUUCUUUCUCAUGCCACCACCAUCAAGCCCAGAUACCAGGCGAUGCUGCACGUAGGAGCAGUCAGUCAGACAUGCUCUGUUAUCGACAUUGACCGUCCUUUACUUCGAACCGGUGAUCGCGCUUUGGUCGCUUUCCGUUUCAUUCAGCGUCCUGAGUUUCUUGUUCCUGGAGACCGAGUUCUCUUCAGGGAGGGAAAGACCAAGGGGCUAGGGAUCGUCAAAAGUGUUGGAUACGACCCGGAGCAUCCUCUGAACCCGGAAACGAAGGAGACAGGGGGAAAGCAGCCGUCUAGCUGA